AGAUUAUUGAUACAUGAAAGGUCAUUCACCUGAUUACUGGGAAUUUUCCUAUUCUACUUUCACUUUCGAUUUUGCGAAAAGUGUACCAACAACAACUCUGUGCUGUUAUGUAACUGGGGACAACAUUGUGUCAGGUUCGUCUCAAUAUUCCACUUUAAGAAGAUAUUGUAAAAGGAACUGCAACGUAUGCUUCAAAUCCAAAUGAUAAAUGAGGAACGAUAAAAUGGUAUAAAUUUAAGAGCCUAACGUUUAUACUGACUUUGGAAGACAAGACUGCCAGGAACCUGAAGAAAAAUAGAAAAUCAUUAUUGAUUUAACAUUUUAAAAAGAAUCGAACAGUUAAGAUGUCUUUAAAAAGUCAUGGAACUAGUUUGACAUCUAGACGCAUAUUGGUAAUGUUUGAAAAUAAUAUAGACGAUCAAGAAUUAUUGGCCAGCCUAGCAUCUACAAACAAUUUAAAAUAUUUUAUGAAUAAAUCUGAUUUGAAGCUGGAAACAAUUUCAGCUUUUGUACAUAUUGUUAGCAAUGCACUUAGAAGCAAUGGUAAUGCAGACCUAAUGUUACGGCUGUUAUGCGAUAUUUCAGAUUCAGGUCUUCUAGGUUUCGAUGGCUUGAGGAUUCUACAACAGUAUGACGAACAUCUAGAAUGUUCCCAUCCACUAAACUGUCUACUGGAUGAUUAUAUUCUGAUAAUUCAGCAGCUGUUUAUGAGAACACCGAGUUCUGCAAUGACACCACAGACGAUUGGAUUAGUUGAUUUUCUAAACCAAACGAUUAUAGCGAGCGACGUGUCAGUUGAAAAGGAAACAAAACUUAAUAGCGUAUCAAAAUUAAGGAACGAUAUUAUUCACACUUUAACAGAAAAGGCAAAAUGUAAGACGAUAUCAAAAGUUGAAGACGACUUUGAGGAUAAACUGUUACCGCCAGACGAUUUUCGUCGACUUUCCAUCAUACCGAGCGAUAGAGAUGUAUUUGAACCUACUGAGUUUCUUCGUCGAAACAAAUCAAAGGGGCAGUAUUUAAACCUUGAACACUAUCUUGAUGUUCAGUUUAGAUUAUACAGAGAGGAUUUUAUUUGUCCACUCAGGAGCGCAGUGAAAGAGUACAUACAAAUAAACCAAGAAAUAAAUCAACCGCGUGGUCGUCAUAUUCGUUUAGAAGAUGGACGGUUAUAUCGUAAUGUAAAAAUUAUGGGCACAACGUUAUCACAUGAGUUUGGAACGGUUUAUGAAAUCGAGCUCGAUUAUCAGCAUGUUAAGAAAAUAAACUGGUUUACAUCAAAAAGACUAAUUUAUGGGUCUCUUGUCUGUCUUUCAUUUGAUAAUUUUCGCACAGUUUUGUUCGCAGUUAUAGUUGAUUCUGACAGAAAAGAUUUGGAACGGUCAGGUGUAUUCAAAGCCCAGGUAUUCAUAACUAGAGAGGAUCAAAAGAUCUCACGUAACAUUAACGGUGUAAUGAUUGAGUCAUCAUCAGCAUAUUUUGAAUCUUAUCGCCAUGUUUUAGCGGCAUUAAAAAAAGCUAAAGGGCACUUACCAUUCAAAAGAUACAUUGUCGAUUGCGAAAGAGAUAUUUUGCCACCGAGUUAUAUAAGAGAAGGGUCUCAAACUUAUGACUUCAUGCCUGUCUCGGAACAAAGAACUUGUGUGAAUAUUUUGAAUAUUGAAGAAUGGCCUAGUAUGGACGAUCUUCACCUUGAUGCUGCUCAAUGGGAAGCAUUUCAUGCAGCUUUAACUAAAGAGUUCGUUGUUAUUCAAGGUCCUCCAGGUACAGGUAAAACCUACAUAGGACUUCAAAUUGCCAAAAUACUACUUUACAACAAGAGCGUUUGGAGUGAUAGGAAUGUUUUAAGGGAUGAACGUAGGUUGUACAGGAGAAUUCCGGAUGAGGAAGAUAUGUUUGAAUAUGAAUGUAAAAAUUCUAUCAUGGUUGUCUGUUUUACAAAUCAUGCCUUAGACCAGUUCCUUGAAGGAAUAAUAAAAUUUCAAGGGUCAAUUCCGAAGGAAGAUAUUAUUAGAAUAGGGAGCCGCUGUAAGAAUCCAUCAGUUGAGCAGUUUACCUUGUUCAAACAUCGAUCAAAGUUCCUAUCGAACUAUCGCAAAACAGCCUACAAACUACAACGUUUAAAAAAUAUAGAUAGCAACACCAUCACACUCGUGGACAGAUUAAAAUCACGCAUGUUGCAAAUCAAAUCCAGAUUGACAGCUAUUCAAAAUGAACAAAUUGUUCUUGGCUUCAUUAUUUUAAAGACUGUCAUGUCUAGCGACCAUAGAAAAGAAUUCGGAGAAAAGCCAAACAAAGAUUUCUACCGAUGGCUUGAAGUUACAGAAGGAUUUUGGUACAAAGAAGUUGAGAAAAUCUACCAAGGACGCCAAAAUGGUUCAACAGACCGGUACCAACACAACCACAUUGCUAACGGCGAUGCUGUAUAUAUUGAUAUUACAAGUGAGGCAGAAUUCGAAUAUGCUGAACGACACAUAGAAGAUGACGAUUACAACGAGGUAUAUAGUACCGAAAACUUGGGUUUAGAUAUAAUAAAGCAGCUCAAGAAAAACGAAAAGAAAAAUGUUGAGGAAAGAUGUCGUGAGGUAUUGCGCAAUGAGGCAGAAAAAGUAAAACAAAACAUCAGAUUUGGAGAUAAAGUGAUCAGAGAAACAGCAGAUAUCAUCACAAAUCUCUGGGAACUAACUUUAGAAGAUCGAUGGAAGUUUUAUCGUUUCUGGGUCUCCCAGUAUAUAGAAUCACAAAAGCAACAACUGCAAGACACCGAAGGACUUAUCAGUGCAUUAUUUGAUCGAUACAAACAAGCUAAACUUCAAAUUGAUGAACUUAUUAUGAGCAAAGCAUCUGUAAUUGCACUGACAACAACGGCUGCAGCUCGAUAUUACGAUUCUCUAGCAAAACUGAAACCAACAAUUACAAUUAUUGAGGAGGCAGCUGAAGUAUUGGAAGCGCACAUUGUUACAGCCCUCAGCCAAAAUUGUCAACACGUCAUUCUUAUAGGUGAUCACAAACAACUAGAACCUAAACCAGCUGUUCACGAACUUGCAAUCAAAUACAAUUUGUCAGUCUCUCUUUUUGAAAGAAUGAUAAACAACGAAUUACAUUAUUAUUGCCUACAAAGACAACACAGAAUGAGACCUGAUAUUGCAGAUCUGGUGAGACAUAUCUAUCCUGCUUUGGAAGACAACGAAAAUGUAACUUAUUAUGAAGAUGUUGGGGGAAUUCGACAGAAUCUUUAUUUUAUCAACCAUUCGAGCCCUGAGAUUUACAGCGAUGAAGGGAGAAGUUAUUCGAAUGAAUUCGAAGCUGAAUACGCAAAGGAACUAUGCAGAUAUUUGUUGAACCAGGGUUACAAGCCUAGCCAAAUAUCAAUUCUAGCAGCUUAUUCGGGUCAGAUGUAUUGCAUUCAAAAGAAAAUGCCGAAAGCAGAAUUUGAAGGUGUCACCAUAUGUGUUUUGGACAACUAUCAAGGCGAGGAAAAUGAAGUCAUCAUCUUGUCCUUGGUCAGAAGCAAUCAGGAGGGGGUUAUUGGGUUUCUUAAUAAAGAAAACAGGAUAUGCGUUGCAUUGUCCCGUGCCAAAAAGGGAAUGUACAUCAUAGGCAACCUCGAUACUCUCACAAGAAAAUCUAAAAAUUGGCAGAUUAUAUCAGAUACACUAAAAAGUAAAAACAGCAUCGGCAAAGGUUUGUUUUUGUAUUGUCAAAAUCACCCAGAAAAGCAGGAAAUUCAAGCAAUAUCUCCACCGGACUUUCUCAAAGCCCCCGAUGGUGGAUGCGGUAUUCCAUGCGAGUUUAGGUUGAAUUGUGGUCAUGCUUGCCGAUUUAAAUGUCACAGUUUUGAUAAGGAUCAUACAGAAUAUGAAUGUAUGAAAAACUGUCCAAAGACAUGUCCAAACGAACACAAAUGCCCUCGAAGAUGUCACGAAUCAAAUCCAUGUGAAUGCUGGGUAAAAAUAGAAAAACAACUUUCAUGCGGGCAUAUUAAUCAAGUUAAGUGUUAUAUUGAGCCAAUGGAGCAUAAAUGUUAUACAGAAGUAGAGAGACUUCUCAAAUGUGGCCAUACCGCUUUAAUGCGUUGUCACACAAUAGUUGACAGCUGUAAGUGUAAAGAAAAUGUCAUCGAUACAAGAUCUAAAUGCGGUCAUGAAUACGAAAGAGAAUGUCACGAAUCUAAGCAUGUAUUCGAAAAUGAAAUAAAAUGCUUGAUACAAACAGAAAAGACUUUCAAGACGUGCAAACAUACAAUAGUCGUAGAAUGUCAUACUGAUUUAGAUAAAAUCAAGUGCAUGGAGUCCGUCACAAAGAAAUUCAACUGCGGACAUUCAGUUGAAGCAGAUUGCUAUAUGGUUAAACAUGUAACUUGCAAAGACAAAUGUAUGAAGCUUUGCGACAAACUUCAUGUAUGUAACAGGACAUGUCAUUUUCCUUCUUCUUGUUAUUGUUUCGCAAUUAUAGAAAGAGUUAUACCUGGAUGUCAGCAUAUACAGAAAAUGUCUUGUUCAGAGGACUUAAACUCAUUUAAAUGUUUGGAAUUUGUACAGAAAACUUUACCCAAAUGUGGCCAUACAAACAAGGUAGAAUGCUAUAAAACCCCGGAGCAGAUUUGUUGCUCAAUUGAUGUUCAAAAGAAAAUGCCCAAAUGUCAACACGAACAAAUUAUUUCAUGUGGUAUAGAUCCGGCAUUGGAACGUAUUAAGUGUAUGUCGGACGUUGACGUAUACUUAAAAACAUGUGGACAUACUCUUCGCCUUACAUGUUGGGAAUCCAAAGAGGAAAGGGAAGAUUCAGCUUUACAAUGCAAUGUAGCAGUUCCAUAUACUUAUCAUUCAUGUAACCAUACCACAAAUAUUCAAUGUAGUAUGAAGCAAGCAAUCGAUAAAAUCGAAACUGCAGAAAAUCCGAUGAAUACGAAUGAUAUACCUUUAUGUUGUCAUCACGUUUCACAAAAAUUACCCUGUGGGCAUUCGAUUGAAAUUGAAUGUCAUAGAGCUGGACAUCCUAUAAAAUGUACUUCAAAAUGCCAAAAACUGCUUUCAUGUGGCCAUAUAUGUACGCAACUUUGCAUUGAAUGCCAGGACGGCUUGAUCCACAAAAAGUGCAAAAGGAAAUGCGAAAAAGAGCAGCUAUGUGGACAUAAAUGUAACGGUUACAAUUGUCUUCAUUGCAAACCUUGCAAUAAACCAUGUACUUACGCUUGUGACCAUAGAAAGUGUACCAACACGUGUAGUCAACCAUGUAAACCGUGUAAACAACCGUGCGUCUGGCAGUGUCCUCAUUCCAAAUGUUCAAAAUUGUGUAGCGAAAUAUGCGACCGUCAAAAAUGUAGUCAACCAUGCAAAAGUAUCCUGGGAUGCGGACAUAUUUGUUCUGGAUAUUGUGGCGAGCCUUGUCCAGAUAUAUGUAUAGAAUGCAAACCAAAUCAGUUUCAGGACGAUAGUAGCAAUCCGUAUUCAAAAUUUUACAAAACGGUAACUCUGAAGGAAUGUGGUCACACAUUUACGGAUACAAUUUUAGAUGCAUAUAUGAGGAAAUCAAAGGAUGCUCUUGUUAUAAAAUGCCCAACCUGCAAAACAAUCAUUCAUAAACAUCCAAGAUAUGACCGUGUCCUCAAAUGUAAGAAGCAGUUUAUCGAAGCAGCUAAGAGCAACAUUUUGGAAAGAAACAUCAAUCGUCAAAUAACAUUUCCUUGUUAUAAAGGAGACGUUGUAAAUAUAAUAAAUACGUAUUUGAAAAAAUUUGCAACCUACAGACAAAUUGUUAAGUAUUUAAAUUCUGAUCAAAACUUUGUUGACAAUUUAUCGUUUACAACUUCCAUUGCUAAUAGGAUAUACGAUACUGUUAACCAGGGAUUAAGUGAUAUACAUAGUUUUGAAGACUUGUUUCAAGAAAUCUAUAAGUUACAAACUCUUUGGGUCGUAACAAUAUGUUCAAGUAAACCGGAUGUCUUGGAGGCUGCCUUUGACGACAAUCGUGUUGCUGAAGUAGGAAAACUCUUGGAGGACAACAAAACGCAAAGUCAUGUUAUUGAUAGUGAUAUUCUCCUUGAUAUAAAACAUGAUUCCUUUACUGCUGCAGGAGCGAGACCAAAAGAUUCAACAAAAACGACAUACAUGACCCACAUCAGCAUUAAUGGGAACGAUGUAGUAAACUUCAUAAAAGCCCAAAUUGUUCGAGCUGAAUAUGAUCACCAACAUAUUGAUGAGUUACUGUCCUUUCUUAUCACAAGCCUUGAGAGAAUAGAGGAGGAUGUGCAUUUAACUAAUGCUAAAGCAUACCCUGUCCUACGAGAUAAGAUGGGAGUUCAUCAGGAUGAGUGGGCCAUCUGCAAAAAAGGUCACAUCUUCUCUAAACCCAACGAUGGUAUAACGUGUGGUGUAUGCCGAGAAUCAAGAACGAUAAAACAACCCAAAGAGUCCGUGACAAAAGACGCAAGUAAAUUGGAGUUUCAAAAAGAUACAAGGAGUUCCCCAAAACAAUUUCACUUUUCAAGGGGCGAAGUUAGAAAGCAAGUUUUAGACCAGACUCACUUAAAACAAGAAUGGGACAGAUCUGUUGAGGCUAAAGAAGAGAUGAAACAAUCUACAUUCGCAAUUAAUGCACGAGCAGGAAGAAAUAGUACACCACGGAGAAGACCAAGAGGUAACUUAAGAGGUCGAGGUCGUUUAGCCAACGAAGAAUCCCAUGGAAAUCGUCCAAUGUCACUUAAAGACUUUAUCACGCCGUCAUCAAGUGAACAAUUCAAAAUAUGCUCCAUUUCGAUUCAAUCAACCGGAAUUUCCGAUGAAUCACGGAACAUGAUGAGCAAUGAGGAACAAGAAGACUUUCCAACUUUGACUACAAUUGAUAAUAAACCAGAAGGCAAUCUCAAAUGGAACUGGCCAAAGAAAGAUAAUCCGACCAUAGCACUUACAAAACAAAACACGAUUGGUGCAGAGGAACAUCAAGACUUUCCAAAUUUGACUACAAUUGAUAAGAAACCAAAAGGCAAUCUAAAAUGGAACUGUCCAAAGAAAGAUAAUCCGACCAUAGCAACCACAAAACAAAACGCAGAGGAACAAGAAGACUUUCCAACUUUGUCUACAAUCGACAGGAAACCAGAAGGGAAUCUCAAAGUUUACAGUCCAAAGAAAGACAAUUCGACAAUAACAGCCACAAAACAACAAAAACGGAAGAAGAGACGGUGAUCAUUAUCACAUUAUUAUAGUUAACCAUACUAAUGACUGUAAUUACACGAAGUGAACAAAUACUUUUCGCUGUGAAUGUUUAAGUUAUGUUCACUGUUCUAGUCAAUUUUAACUUCCGCAGUAAUGUCACACAGUCAAAG
This is a messenger RNA of Mytilus trossulus (common blue mussel), 7324 nucleotides long. RefSeq names its product NFX1-type zinc finger-containing protein 1-like. Gene Ontology annotation, biological process: regulatory ncRNA-mediated heterochromatin formation. Bases 345 to 7184 code for a protein of 2279 amino acids. NCBI's taxonomy places the organism in Eukaryota, Metazoa, Mollusca, Bivalvia, Mytilida, Mytilidae. The transcript is spliced from 4 exons. Gene Ontology annotation, molecular function: zinc ion binding; helicase activity. The record is from RefSeq and is a predicted model, not a curated record. Gene Ontology annotation, cellular component: nucleus; nuclear RNA-directed RNA polymerase complex.